Aphanomyces astaci is the source of this 949-nucleotide messenger RNA. RefSeq lists its product as hypothetical. Lineage: Eukaryota; Oomycota; Saprolegniomycetes; Saprolegniales; Verrucalvaceae. The record is from RefSeq and is a predicted model, not a curated record. Bases 225 to 947 code for a protein of 240 amino acids. The transcript has a single exon.
UGCCAAAACAGAUUAUGGCUACAACAGUUCGAAUAGGGUAUUUUGACAUCAUCUUGUUGAAAUCAGAGUGAAAGUACCAUGGCCGUGUUAUACUCUACGACCAUGGUACUUUCAAUGCCCCAUGCGAGUCGCAUGGGGCAUUGGUGAAGAGAUUGCCGCGCCCAGGCAGUGGACUAUCAUUGUGCUUUGAGCUGCUCGACCACCACUACCAGUCUACCACACUCAUGGAGAAGCCAUCACAAGCUGCAGGCACCGCCUUGCAACCGUCGCCGUCAAAGCCAGGGACGACGACGUGUAUGAAAGUACUGACCCUGAUGCAGCACAUGGCGCCGAUGCUCGUGUUCAACGCCGUGAUGCCACUGGCCAUCUACAAACUGGCCAAGCCACACACGACCAAGAUCGUGGCAGUGUUCCUUUCUGGGCUGAUUCCCAUGUUCAAGACCCUCGUGACGUUCUUCUGGUUCCGCAAGCAAGACGCGAUCUCGAUGAUCCAGUUGUUUGGCGUGCUCGUCUCGGUGAUCAUUGACCACCACGGAAGCGAAGAAGCUGCUCGUAUUCAGCGUCGGGUCGGGAGCGAUCGCGGGCAUGUUUAUGAUCGCGUCGCUGUCGUGGCUCGAAGAAGACAUGUUCUACCAGAUCCGACGCACGCUGUCGGACAAGACCACCCAAGAGCUGGACGCGCACUACCAAAAGCCGGUUGUCCGGUCCACAUCCAGAUACAUCACCCUCGUCAUGGGGUUUGCUCUAUCGUUUCGUCGAUCGUCCACGUCGUGCUUGUGCUGUCGCUGACAGUGGACACCAUCAUGUACAUGAGCAACCCCAUGCCGCUGGUGAACUCUCCCAUCAUGUAUUGGCUGUAUCGAUAUGUGAACGACAAGGAAGCUGCUUCUGGUGAGGAAAUUGUCCAGGCGGAGGCAGCCCCUGUUGAUGUUGUGAUUGUAAAGUAACG